Messenger RNA from Ostertagia ostertagi, 423 nucleotides. Lineage: Eukaryota; Metazoa; Nematoda; Chromadorea; Rhabditida; Trichostrongylidae. The record is from the annotation of a GenBank genome assembly.
AUGAAGCUGUCGAUUGUGCACUUUGCGACAGUGAUCGCCGGCAUUCCCGGAAAGUCCGUGCUUGAAAACGAUUGCGUGAAUACCAUGUUUCCCAAAGAAAACUUUCGACUAAAAUUGGUUGUGGAGGAUUCUAAAUAUGUCCUUGUGGCGUCCGUGGGACGGACAUUUCCAGUCAACGCUUUUGACCUGAUAUUGACUUCUGAAACGAUUUAUAAUCCGGAGGACUAUGAGGCUCUGCACGAUGCUUUCGUACUAUGCACUUUCAUCAAGCGAUGGGUUGCUGCAAAAGUUUUCUAUUUCGGUGUUGGUGGUGAUAUUCCAACAUUCACAGAUUUUGUGGAGAAGAAGGGUGUGUUCAAGAUUGAAACAAAGCAAUCCAUUAGUGCAGAUAUCCCAAGAGUUAUUUUAGAGUUGAGAAGAUAG